CUCUUGAGUCUGUCCAAUCAGAUUUCUUAUCUUAACGUAACGUCCGAACGUCGGAAGCAGGUGUAGCAUCUCAUGGAGCAGUUGGCUGCUGCUGUUUAUCCUGUGUAAACACAGCCCCACUAUGAGGCAUGGACGGUCAAAAUAUAACCAAAGUGGUCCUGCUGGCCUGCGGGUCCUUCAACCCCAUCACCAACAUGCACCUGAGGAUGUUUGAACUGGCUCGAGAUUAUCUGGAAGACACAGGUCAGUACAGGGUGGUGAAAGGCAUCAUCUCUCCGGUGGGUGAUGCCUAUAAGAAGAAGGGUUUAAUUGAGGCCUGCCACCGUCUGGAGAUGGCCAGAUUGUCCACAGAGAACUCAGACUGGAUCACAGUGGAUUCCUGGGAAAGCUUGCAGCCAGAGUGGGUGGAGACAUGCAAAGUCAUUCGGCAUCACUAUGACGAAAUGCUUGCAGCAGAGCAGAACAAUGACGACGUGGACACGGUCAAGUACGCAAAAAAGAGACGCAUUGAGGAGAAUUAUUUUGACGGUUCAUCCUAUCACAAAAGGAGAGACGGCCCUCAGCUAAUGUUGCUGUGUGGGGCCGAUGUCCUGGAGUCCUUUGGGGUCCCUAAGCUGUGGAAGCAGGAGGAUAUCGCUGAGAUUGUGGGCCGCUACGGUUUGGUUUGCAUCAGCCGCAGCGGCAAUGACCCCCACAAGUUCAUCCACCAGUCAGACAUGCUGUGGAAGUAUCGCAAGAGCAUCCACGUAGUCCAAGAAUGGGUGACCAAUGAGAUCUCAGCCACUCACGUGCGCCGGUCGCUGCGUCGAGGGCGGAGCAUCAGAUACCUGCUCCCAGACAACGUGGUUGAUUACAUACGAGAGCACGGCCUCUACAGCGAUGAAAGCGAGCGGAAAAAUGCAGAUGUAGUUCUAGCACCACUUGAGAGAUACACGGGCGCCUCCUCAAGCUGAGGAGGUUCAUUGCUGCAAAAACGGAGAUGUAAGCUGUCUACACUAAGUGCUGUGUGUUUACUGAGAAUCUAAAACAAAUCAUACACAAUUCAGACCACUAGUGCCUACUGUACAGAACAGUCUUUUCUAGUAAUGGGUGUUGUUUUUUAAGAAGAUAAAUCUGCAUAGACUAUUCUGAGUGAAGUGAUUUAGUAACAAUUAAAGCAACGAUAUUUCUUUGAUUUGAUGCCCCUACAGUCUCAGAGUGUAAUUCACUUAUACACCGCUGUUGUAAAUAUGCACAGCUGGACACAGUGCAUUUGUUAUGAUUACUCAUGAUCAAAAUCUAUCGAGCCGACAACAUUGCUACAGCCAAACGCUAAGCAAGACACAGCAAGCCAACUAAUAUUACUUAGUCCAACAGCAAGAUGGCCAGCUCAAAGUCUGUCUUGCAGCCUUUAAUUCGCGAAGCUCUCGCCCAGAUUUAGCCGUCCGUGAUUUACGUAUGCCCGUUGGCCUCUUGCUCGGUCACUCUCUCCUUUUCUCUUCUUAGCUUCCUCUGUCAUUUCCCUCUUCGGUCUCUUUGCCCCUUCAAUAAUGUCCGUAGACGCUGCUCAAUCAGGUUCUGUUGCAUGCUCAUCCAGCUCUGGUUCGAGCACGACGCCACUCCCCGCCAGCUUCAAGCUGGUAAAAUUUGUUGCAUAAUGUUGCGUGUGUGUAGCUGUGUGGUACAAUAAUCAAAAACACAAUAACUGAGCAGCAGUUCAACCAGUUGGUGUGUGGUUAUUGAACUAGGGAUUCACGAUUGUGUGUGAAGCAGUCAGCAUACUGUGCGUUUGGUAUUUCAUGAAAUAUAAUUUGAAACAAAUUCAUUUUAGUCUUUUUACUUGCUUGCUUCAGUAUACUCUCUCAACUCAUCACAUUUUAUUUUUUUUACCUAGAGCAGGGUUUGUUCAUGCACUCCCUCAGGCAAAAGCAGGCAAUAAAACUACUAGCUUAUAAUAUGUUUACUUAGUGCUGCAGAUUUGAAAGUGAAAGUGUGGUUGGUAUUGAUUGGAAAUGAAAUAAACAAGCCUCUUUGUUUUCGUC
Molecule: messenger RNA, 2021 nt
Organism: Perca flavescens (yellow perch)
Lineage: Eukaryota; Metazoa; Chordata; Actinopteri; Perciformes; Percidae
Gene: nmnat1
Product: nicotinamide nucleotide adenylyltransferase 1
Exons: 5
Coding region: 129-953 (274 amino acids)
Biological process (GO): NAD+ biosynthetic process
Cellular component (GO): nucleus
Molecular function (GO): nicotinate-nucleotide adenylyltransferase activity; nicotinamide-nucleotide adenylyltransferase activity
Source: RefSeq, a predicted model, not a curated record